AUGCGAGUGCUUAAGAAUAACAAUGCACACGAGGCGAAUGCCAGUUAUGUAAUCAACAGACGCUAUACCAAGAGUAAAAUGUCACCGGUCUGCCACAACUUCGUACAGAAUGCGUGGAAGAAGGAUUUCUGCUCUAAUUGUUUCAAAUCACGCGAGGAACACUCGAAACAGGAAAGAACCACAGAAGGCAGCAAAUACCUAACGACACCAUUCCAACAUAGAAGCACAUUCUUUAAGAAAACCCCUCCGAGUAUCCUUAAAAUACACUCUAAGAAGAAAGGAAAGCGCAAUGUACGUUUUCCCGAAGAAGUAUGCAGUGUUAUUGGAUAUGGAGGGGACGAUUGGUCAGAUGGUGAAGAAUUCGAAGUUUCAGAAGACAAUGAUGACGACGAUACGUUCCCAGAUACCGAAGAAGAAAGGGAGCUUUAUAAAAUAACAAAAUCUAAUACGGACUUUAAUACCGUUAAAGCUAAUUUACUCGGAGAAUCCGUGGCGAAAUCAUAUACGUCAUUACUAUUAGGAAAAGUUCAAACAGAUUCCGAUGGGAAAAAGAAAACAUUAAUGGUUUCGGUUACCCCAUUCGGUCAAGAAAAUAAACCUACCGUUAAGACUCAUACUCGUAAGCCCGCGGUCAUAAACUUAGCUGAACAGGCAGCUGAGGACGCAUCAAAUGGAUAUAAAACUAAUAUUAUUCUUUCCACAUACAUUAAAGAAUCUGAAACUAUAAUUACUUCUGAAGGUUCGAAAGCCUCUGAUGGUAUUUUAUGCACAGAAAAGUCAUUACUCGAAGAAAUAUCAGAAACUUUACAACAAAACAGAAUAAGUGGAAAUGAUCUUAAUUUAAUAAAAUCAGAGUGCAAUAAACCGUCCAUAGUUGAGGGCAAAAUGAAACAAAGUAUGCAAGAUGAAUGCCUCGAGAAAAAGGAGAUGAAUGAAAUUAAAAAGAAUAGUAUUGUAAGAAAAUCUCCAUUGAACAAAACACAAGAAAGGCCAAAAGUGAAUCUUAGUCGAUCAGAAUUCAAAUUCUGUAAAAUUAACAUCGAAAACAGCAGUGUUGAUUCUGCUGUAGGUACACUUAACUCAACUGCAAAUAAUUCACUUACAUCUGACGACGAAAGCUUUAGUGGUCGCACUGAUUCGGACAAUGAUGAUAGUGGACAUUACUCUGAAUCACAUAAAAUCGAAGAAACAGUUAAAAUUAAAGUAUACAAUGAAGAUAAAAACGUUAAAAUGUCACCGAUCGGGCAAUUAAGGAAAGUAGACGGACAAACCGGUAGUGGAUAUUCGACAUUCCAAAGCCCGAUCAUUGACAUGCCGCCUAUAAUUCCUAAAACGGAUAAUGUUUUCUCCGCGGAAGCCAGUCGCGAACUUGCGGGCGAACCGGAUGGGAGGGCAGAUCCUGAUGAUACGUCCGAAGCUCCAGCGUUACCCAGCAGCCCUGUACCCACCAUGGACCCUCGGCCAUCAUUUCUACACGGCAUGAUUGGUGACAUAAUACCAAACAAACCGGUCCCGCCAGAAAAACCAAAGCUGCCUGCCAAACCAGUUAUUAAAUCUAAAAAAAGUACAACACAACAGGUUCUUACUCAUAUGCAGAAAAAAGAGGAGGAAGAAAAUAAAUACAUGAGCGAACACAGAAGUAGUGAAGGCGAAGAAAAGUCAGAUCCCAUUUAUUACGCUAAACCAGUACUAACGAAACAAGAUAGCGACACGUCGCUAAGUAGUAUGUGUAAACGAAAAGCGCCGACGCCCCCGUUGUCGCCUACCGAGGAAUAUUCCAGUAGUCUUUACCAAAGAAAUCCAAAUGGAUUUAUGAAAUCAGAUUCGCCGGUCGUUAGAGAAAUGGAGAAACGUGAAAGAGCUGUGAUGUCAACUUUACCAAAACUAAGAAAUAGUGAUGACGAGUCGAAGAAGCCGGAUAUCGUACCAGAGCCGGCUCCACGAAGAAACAUUUCAUUGUCACAUGACAACUUGUUACUGGACGAAAAACGUAAAGGCAAAUUGAAAUUCUCAAUUAAAAAGUUACUUCGUAUUGGGUCUUCAAAGGACUUAGAUAAAAAAGAACUUAGUUGUUCAGUUGCCACUAUAACAAAAGUCGCAACAAAAACUGAAGAGAUUUACGACUUGACCCCAAAACCGAAACCACGUCUUGUUAUAAUACAUCCAUUGGAUAUAAACGGCUCGAGCGUUGAAGUGGUGAAAUCAAAUUGCGAAAUUACUGACUUACGCCGGCUGAGUCACGACGACGUCUCAUCUAUAUACAGUGGCAGUAGUAACGAAGAAACGGCACCAAGAGUAUUGAACAAGCCACCCCCGCCGCCGAGGGUAUCUAGCGAAGAUUACAAAUCGGCAGCUAACGUACCAAAGCCGGCAAGACCGCCGCCACCAAAGUCUAUUGCAUUACAGAAGAAACAAAAACAGCAAGUCUGGACGGCCGCUCCUAAACAGGAUGACAACAUUUAUGCUAAUUUAGGAGAGAUCAGAUCAGCGUUGGCGCCACGCAAACCAGAACGAACGGCAAGUAUGCGCGAACGUGAAUCGCACUUAGAACUGCUCAAACGUCGUACACCAUCAGACGACGAAAAAGACGAAGAUGAGCCUCAAGAACUAGUCCAAGCAACCAACGAGACCGUCAUACAUAACUACGACGACGUAUACACAACCAAAUACGACGAAGAGAACUGCGAUUCAAAGAACAGUGACAGCGAUUAUGAAUACGUUCACAACGCUAGAUCGAGCUCGCCAGAAUGUGAUUCAUCCAUAAAACCAAGAGAAGAGCGUACAGAGAGAAAAACUGAAGGCACAGAAUUCCCGAAAUACAACGGUUUUAGAACAUCCUUACCAUAUUGUGGGAGUGAGACCGAGUCAGAGAUAUAUUCGCCAUACAGUUUCUACAGCUCGAACGAUAACAUGGACAGUCCGUCUAAUGAAGAUUAUCAGAGCGAUAUCUCGAAAACCACAAACAAAUUGCGCGUAAGGAAAGGCAGGAGUGUAGUUCAUAAGAACUUAGAAGAUAAUUACGGGGCGGUCGUUAUCGCGAAUCACGAAGCUCUCGCUCAGGUUUUAGAACAGGUACAACAAAGUGCAACCAUGCAACCAUUACUGCGUGGUCUCAAAGCGUGUACAAACCUACGCUGGUCGGAUUUCGCAAUCCAAAAUAAAUCGUAUACGAAAGCUGGGAAGCGAUUCUUUUACCCCGCACUGUGGAACUCUAGCGGUGGUCAAGUGAAUGUCACACUAAUGCUUUGUAAGGAACAAACUGCGUCACACAUAGUCAGUCAGUCAGUACAGCCGAGUACUUUGAAUCUGAAUGCCAUAACUGAGUUUUGUGAUCUGGUGCCUUUACAGCAGUUUGGUGAAGAUGGAGAAGAUUUGGUGCAAGCGACAAUAGUAGUGUUGGCGAACGCACAAGUCGAUACAAUUCACUCGUACGGAGAACAUUUGCGUGCGACAGAAGGUCUUAGCACUAAAGAGCACCAAAUCGUACAAACAGACCAAAUUCACGAAUCAAUAUUUAUGUUGUUACAAAUAAUAAAUGGAUUGAAGUGUUUUCAAUCUCGAGGAGUUGAAGAAAUACCAGAAAUGCUCACUUCGUUUAUAGUUUUGAAGGAAAUGCACUGUAAUGCGACGCCUUCGGAUGACAGGUUGAACUCGCUGUCGGCGCCAAAAACCAACUGUUACGGCAGAUUAUGUAUAUUACAAGGAUUAACUGAAGAUAUGAACUGCAGUAAAUCAACCGACGAAGAUCUCAGCUCUCUCUGUAAAUGCGCUUUAAAGGCCAUCGACAUUUUGUUGCCAGGUGAAAAACUUACCCCUUUAUUAAAGGAAGUUUUACAGGAAGAAAGGGCGGUUUCUUUAAACCAGACUAAGUCAGUGUUAGAAUUUAUGUUAUGGGGGCCAUUAGAUGUUGCACAGGGUGUUCCGGUCGAGGAAAGAGAACUGUCUCUUCAAAGAUGGCUGGAUUUAGAAAGAGCAACGGUUUUACACGGUUUAGUCAGAACUAGAGUGCAAUUGAAUGUUUUUGAACAAUUUCAUUUGAUGUUCUUAGUUCGUUCCACUGCGAAGGCGAUGUGCGAUGCCUCCGUGCUUAUUGGGAAAGCUAAUGUGUAU
Molecule: messenger RNA, 4110 nt
Organism: Brenthis ino (lesser marbled fritillary)
Lineage: Eukaryota; Metazoa; Arthropoda; Insecta; Lepidoptera; Nymphalidae
Source: the annotation of a GenBank genome assembly